UUGUCACCAUUUUUCUCAAAAUUGACGUCAGUCACCGGCUCACCGCAUAUCCUCUUAGGCACCAGCUCACCAUCAUCUUCCUCCGGUGCGGCGAGGAUCAACAUUUUCUCCUCAAAUCACGCCACGUGUCUACCCCAACCUCAACGCCUGUCACUUUAUCAAACCCUAAAUCUCCCUCUCCCACCUAUAUAUAUAAAUACCCCCAUCUCUCCAAUUCUCCUCUCUUCUUCCCCCUUCUCCGAAAUCUACACUAUUCAUACACUUACAAAACACACACACACAGAGUAAUGUCCAUUCUGUGAGUUCACCUACAAAUUCAAUUGCACCCAAUUUACGGUAAACUGUUUGUAUAUCUGGGUCGUAAGUCGGGUUAUCGGGUCAUCAUGGCGGAGCCAUUGAAGAGAUACGGAAUUGGAUACGCAUUAGCACCGAAGAAACAAGCGAGUUUCAUUCAACUUUCCCUUAUCAAUCUCGCAAAAGAACGCGGUAUCGAUCUCAUCAAAAUCGAUACAGACAAACCCUUAAUUGAUCAAGGACCGUUCGAUUGUCUCCUCCAUAAAUUGUACGGUGAUGAUUGGAAGCGCCAACUGAAGCAUUACAGCUCCGAAAACCCUAAUUCGCUUAUCAUUGAUUCGCCGGAGGCAAUUGAGCGGUUGCAUAACAGGAUUUCGAUGCUGCAAGCGGUAACGGAACUGGAAAUCGAGUGCGAAACGGGAACGGCGUCGUUUGGGAUACCUAAGCAAACGGUAAUAUACGAUGCGAAAAUUGUAUGGGAAAUUUACCUUGAAAACGAAGGGUUAAAAUUUCCUGUUAUUGCGAAGCCUUUAGUAGCUGAUGGAAGUGCAAAAUCGCAUAAAAUGUUGCUCGUCUUUAACAAAGACGGGUUGCGAAAAUUGACGCCACCGAUAGUUUUACAGGAGUUUGUUAAUCAUGGAGGAGUGAUUUUCAAGGUGUAUGUAGUCGGUGAUUAUGUGAAAUGUGUGAAAAGGAAGUCCUUACCGGAUGUUAAGGAAGAUAAUUUAGGGAGAUUAGAGAGUUACUUGCCGUUUUCGCAGGUUUCGAAUUUGAAUAAUUGUGAGAAGAAUGAUGAUAAGUAUUAUAAGUUGAUGAAUUUGGAAAAUGCUGAAUUGCCCCCUUUGAGUUUGCUUACUGAUAUAGCUAGGGGACUUAGAUUGGCAACGAAAUUACAUCUUUUUAAUUUUGAUGUGAUUAGGGAUAAUAGAGUUGGGAAUAGGUAUCUUGUUAUUGAUAUUAACUAUUUCCCUGGGUACGCGAAAAUGCCGAAUUAUGAGAGAGUGUUAACGGACUUUUUCUGGGAUGUUUUGAAUCGGAAAGAUAAGGGUUUUGAGAGUUUAAAGAAGGUUAACUGCGAAAAGGAAGUUAGGGUUUUGGUGGGGAGUAGCGUAUGUGGUGAGGAUGAAGGAGCAUUGCCCGUUUCAUCUCUUAAGAUAGAAGAAAAUGAGAAUCCUAUUCAGGUGUGAAAUGUGAAUAGUAAUGGGCGGCCCAUUGCACUAAAGCUCCCGCUAUGGCAGGUCCAGGGAGGGGCUUAAUUAUGUGAAAUGUGAAGUGCAAAAUUUGCUGAAGCAUAUCAUUUUUCUCUUGCAUUAUAAAGGUUAAAGCAAGCUGCAGGGACUUAUUUUAGGAGGGAGCUGGCACAUCAGUUAAUAAGUAGGUUCUUUGCUUUGAUCAACUUAGAUGAUUCCCGAGGGAUUUUUUUCUAUGGGAUCCGCGUGGCAGAUUCUUGGUUGUCUCUCGCGUGGAAGUUAUUAUGAGAUUAUUUCUAGAGGAAUAUUCCUUUUCUGAACUACAAUUUUAUCAGAACCACAGUUCAAACCUUAAUUUGGGAGCUUAAGACUGAUUUGUUGAAUAUCAGUAUCUUUUCUUGAUAAGAAAAAUACAAUAACGGACAAAGAGACGCAACAAGAGACAAAGAAGAGAACGAGCAAAUAUUUCUCCAAAAGUAUUCAUGGUACGUAAGAGUUGUUGAUAAGCGUUUCUCCAAAAGUAUUCAUGAAUGAAGUAAAAGUUCAACGUAUAGUACAAUCCUUGAGUCUAUUUGGCAGGACAAAUGAAGCACGGGGUUUUGCUAAAUUAAACUCACCUUUUGAGAUUAGUUUUUUUAAAUAAUAUUUUGAAAAGGCGGAAUUGAGAAUAUUCAUUAUUAUAUGGGAAUAAUUUCUCUUUUGGUUAAAUUUUUUUCCCCUUAUAUAUAUUUAACAUUACUUGAAUUAAGAAGUAGUGGUUGAUAUAUGUUGUCACCAAAGCAAGUUAAAGAUGUUAGGCAUUAUGUUUCGGUUCUGUUAAAUAUGUGUUAGGAUUUUUCCAAAAGUAUUCACAGUACAGAAGAGUUCAUAAACUUUUCUCCAAAAGUAUUCAUGAAUGAAAUAAAAAUUCAAAGUACAGCACAAUUUUUGGGUCUAUUUGGCAAGACAUACGAAGCAUGAGGUUGGCUAAAUUAAACUACAUCUAUAGUAUAUCAAAUUCAUUAACCAAUUGAAACUUCUGGUGGUAAAAUAUAUAUGUGCUUACCAUAACAUAUAUGUUUUGAACAUUUUGCACCUCAUUAAAAACCUUCAUAUUAGAUAAAAUCGUCUAAUUUUAAAUAUUUUAAAGUUACACGUGCGAGACACGUGCAGCUAAACUAGUUUCCUAGAAAUGUGGGUGUUAAGAUGGUUUUGCAGUAUACUGGAUCAAAAUUGAUUACAUUUAGCAAGAAGUGCAAGUAGCACAUAUAAAAGAUAAAAUGGAGAGACUGUCUUUUGAGACAGUUUGGUCAUGACUCGUCGGAGGUUUAGGCUUUGUUCUUAUUUGAAAGUAACUUGAGAUGUACAGAAACAUUUCGAGAAAUAAUUAUUGGCAAAUUUGUGAUUAUGCUCAUGCCUCAGUUGUUGGGUGUCUUUCUCAUGUAAAUCGUUUUCAGUUGUGGUUAGAAGUAAGACAUUUGAUGGGAGAUGAAGAAUGUACAUGACCAAUUAUUGUAUUGUCGUUUGUUUCCAAAAAUAUUUGAAGUGGUCUUUUAGUCUUGUAGAGAUUUGUAUGCCAGUAGAGAUUUAGAUAACUUCUGCUACUAGAGACCUUCAAUUUUUAAAUAUUGGAUUGAGACUAGUCUAAAUGGAGUGACAUGAAUAGAAUUCAUACUGUCUACUCCAAGUAGCUUGUUGUUGAGCCAUAGUUAUUGUGGUUGCUGCAUAUGUAUCAAGUUCUUAGUGUUUUUGAUGAGAGUUGCCACUUACAAAUAGGGACUUUUGUAAAGAUAUUGAUUAUGUGGGGAACCUUUCCAGGUCAUCACUUUUGCUUUUGAGUUACAGUUACAUCUUACUUGCAUUGAUAUUUUUCCUUUCAUGUAAUAUGUUUGUGUUGGUUAAUAUAUUUUCUCGAUAAGUAAUGAUAUUCUAUAAAUGGUCGAACAGCACUAAGGCAUUUUGCUAAAAUUGUGUUGGUUAAUAUUUUAAACUGAAAGCUUUUUCCUUGUUUCAGAAAGUUGCAUCAAUUGUCCUGCAGACUUGUUUAUUUAUAAUAUUAGUCUGAGACAUGAUGUUGUAUGCAAUAUAUCAGGUUUAGAACACCCAAAAAAUCAGGGUGAAUUAUGAUUUAUUAGUUGGAUACUUUAGGGCUUCAUAAUUUACACUGCUGGAAAAUUAGUCAAUAUCACAUGCAUUAUCGUGUGAUUUUUCAUUAGAACAUGUGGAAAAUCAUAAAUUUUACUUUUCUGUGUUUCCUUCUUUUUUGGAUAGUGAAAUAAAUGCUAUCAGUUUGAUGUGGAUUGGGUGCAUCUUUCCAUUUAUUAUAUAUAUAUUCUUGUCUAGUUGCGCAACUGUGAUCUGUCGCUUAACUUCCAAACACAAGGAUGAUAGCAGUUGCAUGAGCUGCAUGAAUCGAAGUUAGCUGUAACCUUCACAUGAGUUGCAUGGAUCAAAAUUGGCAGUUACCUUGGUGCUGACAACUAAUCAGGUGUAAGUAUGAGAAUGCUGUGUCAGUUCCUUGAGUUGUCUCCUUUCCUCAUCCCAGUGUACCUUCACAUCUCUUUAUGCAUUGUAUUCAUCUCUGAAGUUUCAUCAUCUCACUAUGUAAAGCUUGUGCUUUGUUUUGGUGUAAGUUUUCCUGUCGGUAACAUGUAGAAGUUAAAGCAGGUUGUGUUCCUGCAGUGAUGUAGUGGUGGCCUGGAGGAUUUGUUAUUGAAUAUUUUGUUAAAUUGGUAUACCCUUAAAGCCAAAUAGCAGUUGCAAAAAGUUUCACGUUGAAGGGUAAAAAAUUUGCUUUAAUUAAAUAAACUGAAGCAGAACUUUUAAGAACUUCUAGUCCUGAAACUAACUUUGUUAAUGCAUUUGUCCUUUUAGUUUUAACAUGUGUACCUCAGUUGAUUAUCAGCUUUAUUCCUGGUCUAAGUGCUAGAGUAUAUGUUUCAAAAGUUCAGGUUCUCGUUUUAGGAAUAAUUCUUUGACGUGUAGCUAGUAGGAUAGUGAAAAAUUCAUGUCAUGAAGGAAACCCAGAAAUGAUACAUUGGAAGAAUCUGUUGGUCUUUUAAUAUCAAUAGGUAAAGAGAAGAUAACAAGCGUGUUUUCUUAAAAGCAACGUGCAACUAAAGUGAAUGCUCUAGCAGUACAUGGGAGCACAUCUUAAGUUCUGUCAGUUUCUUGAUUCCUGUUGUUUUUUUUUGCAUUGUGGCUUGCAUUAUUGAAAUUCCAAUUAUUGUUAUGUCUAGGAAAUGAAGCCCAAAAGGUGCUGAUCCAACAUAUUCACGUUUUUUUAUUGGUUGAGAGGUUGUUUGAUUCAUAGAUGUAAUGAGUGGAAAUGUACAAUAAAAGAUGUUUCAUCACUCACUUUUUAAUCAUGACAAAAACAAGUAGUAGAUCUGGACUUUCACCAACCAUUUGGAAAAAUUGCCUAUUGAAGUAAAUUAUUUUGAAGUCCUUACUUUGCUGAUAUCUUUAUUUUUCUGCAUGCUUUGACACGUUGCGUCGUUCUUGAUAUCUGCACCUUAUGUUGCCUACCAAAAGCUUAGUGAUCCGGUACUGUUGGUAAAUAUUUGAAUGUCACAUCUGGUGGUACUUUACUCUGCUGUGAAAGCGAAACCUAAAUUGCAUAUUUCUGUGAGUACUAUGCCCUAGACAGCUUAUUUAUUCCCCGUUUACAGGAUUUUUUCUGUUUGUGUUGGAUGAGUAUCUUGUCUUGACUUCAGUAGCCUAAAUUGUUAUUUUUGUGCUUUUGUGCAUUUCCAAUUGUAGAAAGCAGUAUUCUCAAGGGUUUGUGACAGCUUUGAAAGCAUGAAUUCGGGUUUUAGACACCAUUUGUUGGAUAUACUCAGCUAGCAGUGGUCCUUAGCUUAGUGUCUGCAUCUAUGGGUUUUAAAAGAAGUUGGAACUGUUUUAAGACAUCGUACUCCCUCAUGCCAGUCUCUUAAACCCCUGCAAGCCCAUAUAUUCAUUACAACUGAUAUGAAUAUUUUGUUAACUUGAAUGAAUUUGGAGGAACCAGUAUAGUUUUGAUAUAGUACCUAGUGCUGAGUUCGUGGCUUUGGGUUGGUACUCUAGUACAUUAUUUGAAUGAUCUUCUUGGGAUUGCUUCUCUUGAAGCUUAACAUUGUCUUUGGAUUGUUCCAAUUAUGUUGGGAGUUCACAUGUAUACUUGUUUCAAAUUAUCACAAUGUGUGGUAAAAGGUUCUACCUGAACCGUUGACCAGGCUCAUGACGAGCCAAGUCAAUCCUGGUUGGAAAGGAGCUUGAUUACACCUUACGUUGUAGUGAAAGAUGUCUUCCUCCUUGUCUAUACUUGUUUUUACUUAAAAUAUACUUGGUAAACAAACCACUUGGCCCAACGAUGCCUGAGGUUGGCCUUUGAAGGCUUGUUCCACAUUUUUUUUUUUUUUCUUAUUGCUAGUUGGAACUUCGACUCUGUUGACCUCUUAACCUUGUUUAUUAUAUCUACCCUUGUUCAACGAGGGAAAGCAAUGAGGGAAUUUCGUUUUUCGAGGCCCCAAAGCGCAGUCUCUUCUUCAACGAGGGGAAGGUGGGAGGUGAGUUUCGUUUUCAAGACCCCUAACCUAGUCUUGGUUUGAUUUUCUAGUGGAAAGAUUGGAUUUCUAAGGGAGACUUGCAAGUGCUGGCCACUCCAAAUCAUUGAACAAACCAUGUCCCCAGUGCAAAUUUUGCAAGUACAAGUUCCUUGAAAGACUGAGAGUGGAGCAGAAAAUAUUAAGUCAUAGUUACCUUAAUAUAAAUGAAAAAAAGGUAUACAUUCAGUAUUAUUUUGAGGUCAAUUUUUCAUGUAAUUGCCAGCGCGGUCUUCCACUUUUCCUCCUCUGACUGGUGCUUAUACAUUGCACAACUUUCUCGGGCUGGCCGCACCCUGCCAUUCGUGGUCCAAAAACAUGAUAAGGAGUGCGUGUGAUACUUGAUUUUUGGGCUUUUAGUAUUGGGUCUCAUUCCCGCACAAAUCUUGUUUCCUAAUACGGAGUGUAAACAAUUGUGUGUAGUAGAAAACAUAAGUCAUAUAAGGUUGAAAAUAAUUAUCAUUUGCAAUUAAAGUAAA
Messenger RNA from Capsicum annuum, 6528 nucleotides. Its product is annotated as inositol-tetrakisphosphate 1-kinase 1. Gene Ontology annotation, cellular component: cytoplasm. Gene Ontology annotation, biological process: inositol trisphosphate metabolic process. The transcript is spliced from 3 exons. Bases 384 to 1481 code for a protein of 365 amino acids. Gene Ontology annotation, molecular function: inositol-1,3,4-trisphosphate 5-kinase activity; inositol-3,4,5,6-tetrakisphosphate 1-kinase activity; inositol-1,3,4-trisphosphate 6-kinase activity. Lineage: Eukaryota; Viridiplantae; Streptophyta; Magnoliopsida; Solanales; Solanaceae. The record is from RefSeq and is a predicted model, not a curated record.